AUGAAGUUCACUCUCCUCUCCACCCUCGCCUUCACGGCCGCCGUCAUCGCCUCCCCAACCCUCAUUGCCCAACGCUCCGACGACGGUGGGAAGUGUGCCGCCGCAGGUGGAACCACAAGCUGCUGCUCCCGCGUGGAAUCCGUCAACCCCAAUGAUCCACAAUCGAUCAAGAAGCUCACCGCACCGGGUGGUCUGCUCACGAACCUCGUCAACCUGGAUAUCGGUGCGCUUAUCAAGGAUACCACCGCACAGGUUGGACUUGAUUGUAAGUUUGACUCUAUCUACAUAUGUUUGUUUUACAAGUGACAGCGUCUAAUCAAUGGGGAUUUGACUUUUAGGCAAUGUUCUCGCGUUGACGAAUUGUAAUAACGUGAAUGUCUGCUGUGGCAACACGCAGAAGGUGCAGAGUGCUAACCCCCUUGGUGGUGUAAGUUGCUUUCUUUCUUCCUUCCCCCCUCUCUCUCCCCCCUCCGUCCCCCCAACCAAGACCUACAGGGAGAAGCUAAAGAGAGAUAUGUGUAGCUCCUCGGUCUCCAAAUCCUCGAAAAUGUGCCUAUCAAUGUUUGUGGUGUCGUGGUCCCAGUCAAUGUCCUCUAA
Messenger RNA from Hymenoscyphus albidus, 597 nucleotides. Lineage: Eukaryota; Fungi; Ascomycota; Leotiomycetes; Helotiales; Helotiaceae. The record is from the annotation of a GenBank genome assembly.